Molecule: messenger RNA, 579 nt
Organism: Cinclus cinclus
Lineage: Eukaryota; Metazoa; Chordata; Aves; Passeriformes; Cinclidae
Gene: MZB1
Product: marginal zone B and B1 cell specific protein
Exons: 4
Coding region: 1-579 (192 amino acids)
Biological process (GO): regulation of B cell proliferation
Cellular component (GO): extracellular region; endoplasmic reticulum chaperone complex
Source: RefSeq, a predicted model, not a curated record
AUGCGGGCGGCGCUGGCAGCGUGGCUGGUGCUGAGCCUGCUGGGGAGCUCAGGGACCCAGGGCAUGUGCGGGGACCCCCCCGCAGCCCAGUCCCACUCCAUCCCCGCGCCCCAGCUGAGCCCCGAGGAGCGGCUCUCGCCCCACAUGCCCCAAUCCCUGCGCUGCGACGCCUGCCAUGCCAUCGCCUUCCAGAUCGAGGAGCAGCUGAGCAAGGCAGAAGGGAAGGUGGGCAAGAAGGCUCUGAAGGAGUCGGACUACAUAGAGGUGCUGGAGAGGAGCUGCUCACAGGACUGGGAGAGUUACGGCGUGCUGGAGCUGGAUGGGGAGAAGCGGCUGUCGGGCCCGGGGCUGCCGAGCCAGCAUCCCCUGAGCGUGCUGGUGUCGGGGGGACCUUGGCCGGCCAGGCUCUCCAAGCUGUGCCACGGCUACGUGGGCGAGCAGGGCGAGGCUCAGAUCUACGGAGCGCACCGGCGGGGCCCGGGCGCGCUGCGACAGCUGCUGUGCCACGGGGACAAGGGACCUUGCGGCGGCCAAAAGGAGCGCCCCGACACUCCCAAGGCGCCGCAGAACGAGCUCUAG